Molecule: messenger RNA, 2169 nt
Organism: Cuscuta epithymum
Lineage: Eukaryota; Viridiplantae; Streptophyta; Magnoliopsida; Solanales; Convolvulaceae
Source: the annotation of a GenBank genome assembly
CUCGGUGCAAAAUUUAACUAAAGUAGGCUCUCAAGUCUCAACUAUUCUCGGUGCAAAACCCAAAACCCCAUAUGGCUAUUCUAUGCCCUCGUCUAGUCUUCUCCCGGGCUCCUUGAUCAUACUCCGAAGGUCAGUCUCAGAAAGGAACAGACAUGGCGAGUGACACCGAAGAAAAUCUUCCUUCAUUGCACACCCUUGACGACGAUAAUGAAGAAGACAGACUUCUUCAAAUGGCCAUUUCCGAAGCGAAACAGUAUCCAGCCCUUGAUUCCGGCAGCACCCUACAGCAGGAUAUUGCGGGUAAUUUUGAGAAUCCAGUCGGAGGAGAAGAAGGAAUGAACAAGCCAAGCCAAAAUAGUAAUACUUCCGUUGUUAAUGUUGCUGCGGAGGAUUAUCAAGUCAGGGGAAAGUUGACUAGAGAGGAGUUGGAAGCAAUGAGGUUUUUGAAUGUCGAAGAGCAGAGGAAGAAGUGGAUCGAGGUUUACAGUGGAUUAGGGCUCGAUGUGCAAAAGGAUUAUAAUGGCCUACUUCGUUCUACCAAUCAGAAGAAAAAUCUAGUGGACUUUGAUCCACGGAGACAGCUAAGCAAGGCUCGAGACCAUGUCUCAUUUGGCCAGAAGGAGAGCAAUGAAAAUGAAGACUCGUUUGUGGUGGAAGAAGACACCAACUAUGAUGAUAGCGAUGAUGAUUAUAUUAGUAUCCAAAGGCCUGCAUUUUUUGUUGAGGGAGAACCCGACUUUGAUUCGGGUCCUCCGGAAGAUGGAUUAGAAUAUCUCAGGCGUGUGAGGUGGGAAGCAGAACGUUUGCCAAAAGUGAAGGUUUGCAAGGUUGAACGAAGCAAGAUAAAGAAAGAACAGAGUGUUUAUAUGCCCUGUAUUCCCGAUAUUGCGACUUGCCCAGAGCACUUACUACCCCUUAAAGAGUGGGAGGAUGAGUUCCUUGCUUAUUUCUCACAGUUGAGACUGGUUUUAUCACAAAUAGAAGGCCCUGAUGUUAGCAUUUGUGGUCCACUGUUCUCAUAUUAUGUUGAUCAGGAACAACAAUCAUCACAUCACCUCACAAAAGGCAUCACUGAAGAUACCGAUAACACAACAUCAGGAGAUGAUCACAUCCAAACUAAUGAAGGUGACAAGAAUGCUCUUAAGAAUCCCUGCCCCACACUUUCAGCUAUUUCAGGGAUGGAACCAGUGGCUCGAGCUUCAUUGCUUAGAAAGCGGAUCGCUGUCUUUGAAAGUACAGCCACAGCUUCAAGGGAUGAUUGCCUGUGGUUAUUCGCUUUAUGCGCAGCUGUUGAUUCUCCACUUGAUGCUGACACCUCAGCUGCCCUGAGAUCUUUGCUCCGCAAAUGUGCAAGCUUGAGAGCUGAAAAAACAAUGGUGGAUGAUGAAGUUAUUAUGCUCAAUCUUUUGGCAACAAUAUCUGGGAGGUACUUUGGGCAGGCAGAAAAGUGAAGCAAGGUUGGCACUUGUCAGUUCUCACACAUUUGACUUUCAUUUAACAUGCCCGGUUUUUUGUGUGUAACUUGUCAAGUCUGACAAUGGUUAGCAGCCACUCUGGUCGAUCUGGUCCUUAAAUGUUUUUUUUUUUGUUGUUUCCAGAUUGGAAUAUUAUACAGCACAAAGGGCUUUGUUUGUAGGGGGAAGCUCUGGAGCGGGCAGCUCUCGUUGGUGUAAACCGGCAGCAGGAUGGGUAAAGGUCAAUACAGAUGCUGCUAUUGUUAAUCAGACCUGUGGUUUGGGUUGGGUUGUGCGAAAUGAUGCCGGGGAGUUUGUGGCUGGGGGUACGAAAUGGUGGACAGGUUGCAUAACUCCUUUUGAAGCAGAAUUGUUAAGCAUACAUGAGGCUUUGAGCUGGCUGAAAGAUCAGCCUUGGGAGUUUGUCGAGAUCGAGUCAGAUUCACUGUUGGCUAUUAAUGAGAUCAAGAAUGGUUCAAGUCUGUCAAGUAAAGGUUUGCUAGCGGAGGAUGUUCGGGAGUUAAGCUUGGAGUUUUCUAACGUCUCAUUUUCUUUUGUGAGACAUUCAAAGAAUUCUGUUGCUCAUAACUUAGCUAGAGCGGCGGGUUCUAUGUCUGAUGGCCAAGUGUGGUCGUUUUAUCCUCCGAGUUGUAUCUUGAAUGCUUUAUCUUUUGACCUCAUUAAUACUAAUUAACUAAUUAAUUUCAUUUCGUUC